AUUGCCUGAAAGAGGCCAAAGAUGAAAUCCACGCGUUUGUAGCCUCACAAGUUCAUUACUGUGGUUCUCUGCUGGAAUGGCUGCCGGAUAAGCUGCUAGCUCACCUGCUGCCGGUACAACUUGCUGCUGCUCACCUCUUAAGAAAUGCAAGCUCACCUGAGGCCCUCAUGCAGUGGCUGCCUGGUCCCCCAAGAAUGGAUUGGAAAGCAGUGCUGGUCCUCUACAAUUCUGUGACUAACUUGGCUCCAGAAAACCUUGUCAAACUCCUGAGCUUUAAUUCUCCAGUGAUGCUGGUAAAGUCAGCCAUAGGUGACAUUCCAAAAUACCUCACAGAUGAUACAAAUCUUCCUAGGAUCCCUGGUUUUCAUGGAGAUGGUCCCAUAAUGGUUGGAACAUCCGAGGAUACUGCAGCUGCCAACAUGUUGGGCCUGCCAUUCUGCAAACAUCCUGGUGACACAGAAUCCCCUCAACAAAGUUUGUGUAAUUCAGAUGAGCUCUCAGAACACGAAGUAAAAGAAGAUGGCAAUCCUAUUAAAAAACCUAACUCCAGCAAAACCAGUCACGAUCAGACUGCAGCACACGUGAUACCUGGCCAGAUGUCCACUGCAGAGCACUGUGAGGCAUCACCCUCAUUAAGCAGCUCAUUUGAGUUUGUUGACAUAGACGCGAGCCUCUCUUCAUAUGAACCUGUACGCCCUCACUGGUUUUACUGCAAACAAACGGAUUUCAAAGACACUUGGGUGCCAUUUAGUAAAGAAGAUUCACAGAAGCUUGAGGAAGCAUUUAACUCUGCAACAGAAGGCUUGGAGAAGGUAAUUGUUUCUACGGAGGGAGGGCGAUAUGACGUGCAUCUGGCAGACAGAAAGCAGUACCCGGUGUACUGGGAGCAGGCAGUCUCGGAGGUCAGAAGGUGCAGCUGGUUUUACAAAGGUGACAAGGACAAGUUCAUUCCCUACCCCGAAGCCAUAAGUGACCAGCUGGAGGAACAUUAUAUGAUUGCUGUGACUCUAGAUGAAUGGAGAAAAAAAGUCGAGUUUCCAACAGGAGAGACAUUUAUUCUCCAUAACCCAAAGCUCAUCAUGCAGUAUCAGCCCAUGGGGUUUCAAGAUGAAUGGGGCUCAUCUCCAGUAGAGCAGAGUCGCCCCAGAACAGUGAAAAGAGGGGUUGAGAAUAUUUCUGUGGAGAUUGCUGAAGGAGAACCAGAAAAGGUGGACCACUUGGUUUUUAUGGUUCAUGGGAUCGGACCAGCAUGUGAUCUUCGUUUUAGAAGCAUCAUUCAGUGUGUUAAUGAUUUUAGGAGUGUUUCACUAUGCCUGCUGCGGACUCAUUUCCGAAAAGACAAUGAUCAACAGGAGAUUGGAAGAGUGGAGUUCUUACCAGUCAAUUGGCACAGUGCCCUCCAUGGAGAUGCCACAGGAGUUGAUAAGGAUAUUCAGAGAAUUACAUUGCCCAGUAUCAGUAGACUCCGACACUUCACAAACGAUACACUUCUAGACUUGUUCUUUUACAACAGUCCCACCUACUGUCAGACAAUUGUGGAUACGGUAUCCUCCGAGAUCAAUCGACUGUACAGACUUUUUCUUCAGAGAAAUCCUGGAUUCAGUGGUGGUGUUUCCGUGGCAGGCCAUAGCCUAGGUUCUCUCAUCCUCUUUGACCUUCUCACCAAUCAGAAGAAUGCAGAAAGUCACAAAAAUCCUCAGGUAAAUGUGGCAGGCAUUUCCAUUAAGGAGAAUGUUCAUAAUCUUGAAGAGGCCCUUCAAAGUAUUGGUUUGUCUGAAUACACUUCGGUAAUACAGAAGGAACAACUUGACAUGGAAUCUUUGGCCCUGUGUACAGAAAAUGACUUAAAAGAGAUUGGCAUUCCUCUGGGACCUCGGAAGAAGAUAAUGAGCUUCGUGAAGAAGCAAGCAAUGCAGCAGGAGUGCUUUUCUGCAGAGCAGCAGCCUUCAUCUGGUGGUCAGCACCUCAGAACUGUUCUGGACACAGCAGAGACCCAAACUAUCAACAACACUGGGGUGCAGCCUGUCACUCGGACCCUGUCCAUGAGCAGUGUCAGUCCUGUUGAUUAUGAGUACUUCGAUGUGGGCAUUGGACAGGUUUCCAUCAAUUACCCACAGUUAGCCUUUGAACCCGUAACAUUCUUUGCGUUUGGCUCUCCAAUCGGCAUGUUCCUUACAGUGCGGGGACUCAAGAGAAUAGACCCGAACUACAGCUUCCCAACAUGCAAAAAUUUUUUCAAUAUCUAUCACCCGUUUGAUCCUGUAGCUUACAGAAUUGAACCCAUGAUUGUACCAGACACAGAGUUUGAACCAAUGCUGAUUCCACACCACAAGGGCAGAAAGAGAAUGCAUCUUGAGCUGAAGGAGAGCCUGACCCGUAUGAGCACAGAUCUCAAGAAUAACGUACUCGGCUCGCUGCGUACUGCCUGGCAGUCAUUCACUCGCAUCCCUGUGCCAGCACUGCCCGCGGUGGCCAAUGGCGACACUCUACCUGAAGCUGCCACCCAGGAGAGUGAAGUGGUGAAAGAAGAGCCAUGUCAGCCAUUAAAGGAGACAGAAGAAAUUAACAUCAAGACUGGCUUGCUGAAUGGAGGCCGCCGGAUUGACUAUGUCCUGCAGGAGAAGCCGAUUGAGAGCUUUAAUGAGUACCUGUUUGCUCUGCAGAGCCACCUGUGCUACUGGGAGUCCGAGGAUACAGCCUUGCUAAUUCUGAAGGAGAUUUAUCAGAGACUGGGAAUCUUUUUGGAGAAUGUGCAGCAAUAGCAGCUUUAGAGGUCAUGCUCUGCUGCCUUUGAGGGCCAAUGAGAAAGCAGAUCUGCUAAAUUCUUUCAUCUUGCCUGUGCCCCACUUUUACCGCCCUAAAACCCAUCAUCAGCAUUUUAUACUGCAGUCUGGGCACCAAGGAUUUACAGCCCACUUCAGUGGAAAUGCUGAAGGCCUCAUACAGGUGAUCUGGAAAAGGCAGCUACACAGCGUACUACAACAUACCAGAUAAGCAUCAGGCAAAGAGAACGGAAAGAAAUAACCAAAAUGUUUUCUGUAAUGUUAUUUCAGUCCAUGAAAAAAUAAGUUAAACUGGCAGGAAAGAGUCGAUCGGGCAGAUUCUAUUUGCCAAGCUUAGUAAUGAAAGAAAUACCAAAGGAGAAUGGAUGUAAAUUCUUUUCGUGCUGCUAGUUUUGAGAGCAAGUCUAGUCGAUGGAGGACAAUGUAUACAUGGAUUCAUUGUACUAAACUGCUUUCUGAAGAAACAUUGUUCAGCUCCAAAUGGUCUCCCUAAUUAUACAGUCGAUGCAGACACAGAUACUGGCUCAGUAUACCAAGGUCAGACCUCGGAAUGAUAAAAGCUUUGUCUUUGAGUUUUUCAUGAUCUUUCAUUAUGAAAUGCAGCUCACUCCUCUCUGCUUUGGGCUUGCUAACAAUCUGCACCUUAAAGUGUUAUCAAAGAUUUUUAGAUGUGGCAAGGAUACUGUGAAAGGUUUGCACUUUAUAUGUAUAUAAAUAAAAAGGCAUUUACAUUUUUUAUUAACCGAC
Messenger RNA from Erpetoichthys calabaricus (reedfish), 3530 nucleotides. RefSeq names its product DDHD domain containing 2 (gene ddhd2). Gene Ontology annotation, molecular function: triacylglycerol lipase activity; metal ion binding; protein binding. The transcript has 18 exons. NCBI's taxonomy places the organism in Eukaryota, Metazoa, Chordata, Cladistia, Polypteriformes, Polypteridae. Gene Ontology annotation, cellular component: COPII-coated ER to Golgi transport vesicle. The record is from RefSeq and is a predicted model, not a curated record. Bases 168 to 2762 code for a protein of 864 amino acids.